AUGAGAUCUGGAAGGAUGACGGUGAUAAAAAUUUGCAGGUCUUUGUUUCACACAUCUGGAGUGUUGGGACAAAGUAAAAAUCUCAAAAUCAAAUCAGCGAAAGAGGUUGUGAAGCUCAUGAACUCAUCUGAUAAACCUAAUAUACGGGAAAAUAAAGAUGAUAGAGAUAAGCCAACUUGGCAGAAGCAGGUGUUGGCAUUGAAGCGAAAAUUCAAAGGUGAAAAAUGGAAUCCAUCGAAAAAAGUCUCCCGAGAAGAAAUGGAAAGUAUGCGGCUAUUAAAGAACCAAUUUCCUCAGAUAACUGCUCGUGAGCUAAGUGCCAGAUACAAGGUAUCCCCAGAGGCGAUCAGAAGGGUGUUGAAGUCUAAAUGGCAACCCAGUGAACGGGAAUCGAUUCGCUUACAUGAAAGAUGGAAACGAAGAGGUGUGCGAAUCAAGGAAAUGUACGAACAAAGUUCAGAACAGUCACCAUUAUUUCAGAACUUACCACUACCGAAGCGGAUAAGCAUAAGUUCAGCGCGCAGCUCACCGGACUUUGUGCUAAGGAACAUCAAGCCAAGAGAUGCGACAAAGAAAUUGCCCAAAACCGACAAAGCCGCAGCUCCAAGAAACAAGGGUAAGCUGUUUCUCUUAAAAGAUUCGCUGCGACAAAACAAAUGA
Messenger RNA from Zygotorulaspora mrakii, 660 nucleotides. It is a transcript of the gene RRG9, whose product is annotated as mitochondrial ribosome assembly protein RRG9. Gene Ontology annotation, cellular component: nucleus. Lineage: Eukaryota; Fungi; Ascomycota; Saccharomycetes; Saccharomycetales; Saccharomycetaceae. The transcript has a single exon. The record is from RefSeq and is a predicted model, not a curated record. The coding region runs from base 1 to 660 and encodes 219 amino acids.